This is a messenger RNA of Caenorhabditis bovis, 390 nucleotides long. The record is from the annotation of a GenBank genome assembly. NCBI's taxonomy places the organism in Eukaryota, Metazoa, Nematoda, Chromadorea, Rhabditida, Rhabditidae.
AUGUCUUCGAUCGGCUUCUUCUGCUUCGCGUUGGCUCUGAUUUCGUGUUGGGACCUCGCCGACACCUGCGGCAAUGUUCAACAGCAACCGGCAGUCACUGAGGUCGAAGUCGAUUUCGGGACCCUUAUCAAGUAUUCGCAAGACCCGAAGGUCCCACAGCGACUAUUCGAAACGAUCGACAAAAUCGUGAACGCGUUGAACAUCGAACUACCGUCGGCCGAGGCGAUCCGACGCGAUCAUUUCGAGAACGACGGCAAUUUGGCGCUGAGAUUCAUCAUCGAGGCCGCCGAUUGUCACGAGAUGGCCAAAUUUGGCGAGGCUGUCAAGGAUACCGUCAGCUUCAUCAGCUCGGCCAACAUUCAAUGUGACGGCGAGGAGACCCAAUUAUAA